CUUUGAUCAACGAUCGUUACAAAUAAAACAUUCAAGUGAAUUUUUAUAUUCAAUCCUUUUUAAAGAAAGCGCGUAAAACGGAAAGCAGCCGUGUUUAUCGAAUAAAAUACAACUUUAUAGGAUAUAGUGUUUUAAAAUGACAACUCUUCAAACCGAUGACUUGGACCAAAUUUUACAAGACCAAUUUACGAGUGAAUUUCGUAAUGGGUACAUCAAAGUGCGCGGUUUUUGUUUACCAGCGAGAUACGAAGUUUUCGCAGACGUGAUUGAAAACUUCGAAGUCAAGGAUGACGAUAUUUGGGUUUGCAGUUUUCCAAAGACUGGGACAACAUGGACUCAGGAAAUGAUCUGGAACAUUGCAAAUAAUUUAGACUUUGAAGGAGCCAAAGUUCAUUUAUCCGAAAGGUUCCCCUUUUUCGAGUACUCCAUACUUUUUGAUUAUUUACCUUACGCAAAACUUCAUCCGGAAGUGCAGUUACCUCUAUCAACUUUGGAUAGCGUGGAGUAUACGAAAAAUAAAGCUUCUCCAAGAUUCAUCAAAACUCAUUUACCUUUUGAUUUGCUCCCACGCCAGAUUCGGACAGGGGAGAAAAAGCCGAAGAUUAUUUACGUGGCGAGAAAUCCAAAAGAUACCUGCAUCUCUUAUUUCCAUCAUUGUCAAAUAAUAGAAGGUUAUCGUGGCAAUUUUUCCGACUUCUGUCGCCUUUUCCUAGCAGAUAAACUGAGUUAUACUUCAUAUUGGAACCACGUUCUCGAUUUCUGGAAGAAGCAAACCACUCUCAAUAUGUUAUUAUUGAAAUACGAAUAUAUGAUAGCUGAUUUGCCUGGUGCGAUAAGGAAGUCAGCUGCGUUCCUUAAUAGGACUCUGACUGACGCUCAAGUAAGAGUAUUAGAGGAACAUUUGAAGUUUGCCAGUAUGAAGAAAAAUCCAGCUGUGAAUCACGAGGAUGUGGUCCAAAGGAACAAGGAGCGGAAAAAAAUCACCGUUGAAGGUUCGUUUAUCCGAAAUGGUAAAGUCGGCGAGUGGAAGGAGAGAUUGCCCGACAACGUGAUACAAGAAUUUGACAGAUUAACAAAAGAAAGAUUUUCUCCGUACCAUCUCAAUUUCUGAACGACGCUGUACAU
Molecule: messenger RNA, 1125 nt
Organism: Bombus pascuorum
Lineage: Eukaryota; Metazoa; Arthropoda; Insecta; Hymenoptera; Apidae
Product: luciferin sulfotransferase-like
Exons: 5
Coding region: 137-1111 (324 amino acids)
Biological process (GO): sulfation
Cellular component (GO): cytoplasm
Molecular function (GO): sulfotransferase activity
Source: RefSeq, a predicted model, not a curated record